AUGAAAAAGUUCAAUUUUUUAAAAUACUAGUUCAGCAAUAUAUUCUAGUAUUAAAAUCUAGGUGAAAGAAAUAAAUUAAAUGAAUACAAAUAAGGAUUUCUGAUAAGCAAAGAUUUCGAGUCUUACUAUAAUUAUAUGAAAGUAAGAAAAUGAAAAAUGAUUAAGAUUCUAAGUAGAUUAAAGAUGUAUGAUGAGAUAUUACAAGCAAAGAGGAGCGUGCCUUUAUUUAAGAGGAUAUCAUUUUAUAGAGAGCCAAAAAAUAAAAUAGUAAAAGAUUGGAUUAGAUAAGCAUAAGAUGAAUAUUAUCAUUAAAAUCCAUAAGAUUUGCCAUUACCUUGGUUUGUAAAAUACCCGAUAAUAUUUUUCAUAUCUUAUGAAGUAUUUUCUACCAUUUUUGAUGUGGAUAUAGAAAUAAGUUUGAACAUAAUUCCAGAAGAAAAAGAAGUAAAAAAGACAACAGGAUUUAAAGAUGUGAUAGGAAUAGAUGAUUAUAAAGAAGAAUUAUAAGAGGUGGUUGAUUUUUUAAGAAACCCUAGUAAAUAUCAUGAAUCAGGAGCAAAAUUGCCUAAAGGUAUAUUGCUGGUAGGUAGACCAGGAACAGGUAAAACUUUAUUAGCCAGAGCUUUGGCAGAAGAAGCAGGUUGUACAUUUUUGUACAAAUCAGGUGCAGAAUUUGAUGAAAUGUUUGUAGGAGUAGGUUCUUCUAGAGUUCGCUAAUUAUUUAUGGAAGCUAGAUAGAAAUAGCCAUGUAUUAUAUUUAUAGAUGAGAUUGAUUCAAUAGGUGGAUCAAGAGGUGGAGAUGAUCCUAAGAGAUAUGGGACAAUAAAUUAAAUACUUACAGAGAUGGAUGGAUUUAGAUAGAAUGAAGCAAUAAUAGUAAUAGGAGCAACAAAUAUGGAAUAAUCUUUAGAUGCAGCAUUAACAAGAGCAGGAAGAUUUGAUAAAACAAUUCAUAUAAUGUUACCAGAUAUAAAAGGGAGAAAAUAAUUAUUCGAAUAUUACUUAAAAUAAAUAAAACAUUCAGAUAUUGAUACUUAAUUAUUAGCUAGAUAAACAACUGGAUUAACAGGAGCAGAUAUUGAAAAUAUUGUAAAUAUAGCAAUAAUGAAUGCAGUGAAAGAGAAAAGAAUAAAAGCAUGUGGAAAUGAUUUUUAACAUGCGAUAGAUAGAACAAGAAUGGGUAUAAGAUAUAAGUUGACAGAUUAAGAUAAAAUAUUAACAGCAUAUCAUGAAAGUGGACAUGCUUUAAUAAAUUUAUUAACAGAACAUACUGUACCUUUAGAUAAAGUGACUAUAUUACCUAGAGGUAGUGCUUUAGGUUAUACAUCAAUGGUACCAAAAGAAGAUACAUUAUCAUAAACAAGAGGUAAUAUUUUAGCUGCAAUUGAUGUAUGUAUGGGUGGCAGAGCAGCAGAAGAUUUAAAAUUUGGUAAAGAUAAUAUAUCAUCUGGUUGUGGUUCAGAUUUAGCUAAUGCUACUGCUAUGGCAUAUGCAUAUGUUAAAGAUUUAGGGAUGGGAGAUACACUCAUAUCAGAUGCUUAAACUAGUAAAAAAUUUAGUUAUUUAAUUGAUAUGCAAGUUAAAUUAUUAUUAGAAGUAACAUUAACUAUUUAUUUAUAGGAAUCUUAUAAUAGAGUUAGAAAUAAAUUAGAACAAAAUCAAUUAAUACUACAAAGAUUUGCUGAAGAACUUCUUAAACAUGAAACUAUGACUGCUGAUCAAUUGAAAAAUUUAAUGUGAUGAAUUAUUUAUACCAUUUGAG
Molecule: messenger RNA, 1762 nt
Organism: Paramecium sonneborni
Lineage: Eukaryota; Ciliophora; Oligohymenophorea; Peniculida; Parameciidae
Source: the annotation of a GenBank genome assembly